AUGAGAUCAUCAAACAAAUUGCCCACUCCAUCGCUUCCAUCGACCGAUUGGUUUCUCAAUUUGAAGCCGAUUCUUCCAUCAUUCUCUUUACCAAAUGAUGAAACAUUGAAUUGUCUUCCAUCAACAAGCAAUAAUCAACUGCCAAAAAAGACUCAAGAUCAUCAAGAGAAUCAUCGAAAUUUGACGAAUUCUUCGAUUCUCUUGUUUUCAAAUGGGAAAUCUAUCGAAAGGUCAAAAUUCAUUGGCACAAAUGGUAAUUCAGUGAUGUUGACGCCACCGCACACGCCGGAAGAUGGAUUGAAGGUUGGUGUUAACGAUUUAUGUGUG
Mesorhabditis belari is the source of this 327-nucleotide messenger RNA. The record is from the annotation of a GenBank genome assembly. NCBI's taxonomy places the organism in Eukaryota, Metazoa, Nematoda, Chromadorea, Rhabditida, Rhabditidae.